AUGCAUGGAGGGAUAUCUCAUUAUUUGCCUGUACUCUAUACCCAAUGCUUGUUGUCAAUGUCACAUCAUCCAUAAGUGCUUGCCAUUUCUGGCACUUGGUUGUGACCGUUUACUGAUGCAUUUAAGCUAAAUGAAAAAAAAAAUAUAUAGAAAAAAAAAAUAGUUUUGACAGAUAGAACAUGAAUAUCAACCUAUACCGAAGACGACGUUUACGUUCAACACAACCUAUACUUACACGUGUUCAAAUUCGUGAUCUCGGUCGACUGAUGGGCAUCACCUCAUUUCGACAGUCGGUUGAGUUUCUUAUGGAUCCUUACAAUUAUUUUAAAUUAAGCAAGGUCAAAAUGGCCGAAAUCCAUCAAUACCUAAUUGAAAAAAACAUUACCAACAAGAAAUGUCCCAAUACGCAUAUAAGACAAGGCGAUCAUGCUCGUCUUUUGAUCUCGAUUCUGUUUCCUGGAUAUCCAAUCAUUCGGGCAAGUGAACAUCAUUAUCGAGAUUUAAGAGAAAAUCGUUCACCUCAUGCCAAAUCAACCGAUCUUGCUUAUGAUCAAUUGCCUACCACAGAUAAAUACGAACGCUUAGAUGAACUGUUUCGUGCUGAUGUAGAUUGGUACAAGCAUAUUGAUCAAUCUAAAUCCCAUACUGUCGAGAUUCCUUUAAAGAGACUGAAUCGAUCUGUGGUUGUGGAGGGACAUGCUUCUUCUAAUUUAAAUGUCCGUCUGUUCUUGUAUUUAUGGACGUCUGAACGUAUGGCAUGGAAUCCUGCUCCUGUUCAGAUGUUUAUUGAUGAUGUUGACUCUUUUAAUGAUAAAGAAAAGGAAUGCAACCAAGAUGGAUUCUAUCAUAUUGAUCUGACAGACAAAUCCAGUGCAAUUCAGAAAGCCAAUCGAAGAAGUACGGGUACAGCAUCCAUUCGAUUUGAAUUCAAGGACCAGAAGCGUCCUUCUAUUCGACAUGUCUCUGUCUGUGCUGUGGUAGAAAAGACACCCGAAGAAUUAGCCAGUCAAUUGUAUGUCCAGACAGCUGCACUUUACAUUGGAAGAGCCAUGGAAAGAUCGAGCAAGAACUUACCAUUGGCUCAACAAGUACAAGAGAAAGUGAUUGAGCUAUUAAAUCCUUAUGAUACCAAUGAUAAACUGAUUUUAUCAAAGACAGAAGACUUGCUGAUUGCUUGUGGAGAAACAUUUCUGAAUGAUUGGAAUGAUGCAGCAGGAGAAGAACAGGGCGAAGAAGAAGAAGAAGAAGUGUUUGCGGGGGGUGAAAUUGUGUCUAUGCUUGAUCCUAUCCUUCUCUCAAGGAUUCAACAUCCUACACGAUGCAUCUUUUGUACACAUAAUACAUGUUUUGAUGCUCAAGUAUUUUUUGAUCUUCAAGUGACUUCUAUGCAAUGGAAAUGUCCUGUUUGUUCUGUCAAGAUACGUGGCAUACAGGAUCUCUAUAUUGAUUAUCAAACUAAAAUAGCCUUAAAGCAGUAUCCUAACGAGGAAAAGUUUUUGAAAGAAGGUCAUACAUAUCUGCCUGUUUCUGGAGGCAACACAGACACAAAGACUAGAAAAUACAGUGUGAUAUCCUUAGAUGAAGACAUAGAAGAACAAGCCAAAAAGAAGUUGAAAUAAUAAUAAUAAACAAUCACAUGUAUUCAACAGGGACUACAUUUUGAUUGGGCCAUGACAUAAA
Messenger RNA from Gilbertella persicaria, 1680 nucleotides. RefSeq lists its product as uncharacterized. The record is from RefSeq and is a predicted model, not a curated record. Gene Ontology annotation, molecular function: zinc ion binding; SUMO ligase activity. The transcript is spliced from 6 exons. Gene Ontology annotation, biological process: protein sumoylation. The coding region runs from base 180 to 1619 and encodes 479 amino acids. NCBI's taxonomy places the organism in Eukaryota, Fungi, Mucoromycota, Mucoromycetes, Mucorales, Choanephoraceae.